CUUCCCCUCAGUGGGUCACGGCCACUGUGCGUGUGAAGGAAGAAGAAGAAGAACCAUUGCUCUACAAUGGCUGAACAGCCGGGUGGUGGCGACAUAUUGCAGCAGGCUCCAGAAGCUCCGGCCGAUGGAGCACCCGCCGUUACAUCAGGAAGCGAACUCGGUGCUCACAGAGAUGCUGUUUCUCCUGCUCUACCAGAAACAACACCGGUGAGACCGUUCUGUAUUAUGGCUGCCUUGGUCGUUGUCGCUGUUGGCGUUGGUCUUGUCGCAGGAGGUGCCUACAUGAUCACCCGGUAUAUCACGAGCAAGGCCAGUAAAGGUAACGAUACAGCAUCACUACAACCGUAUCCAACUGGUAAGCUUUGCCUAUACAGUGAGCCCUCGUUAUUAUGACCAUGGUCGUUAUCGAAAAUUUUGGUCAUAAUGCGGAAUUGUCAUAUUAACGGGAGGAUUUGCAGAGGUUUCACUGCAUUGUUCCCCAGGAGUAUGGUCGUAACGCGCGUAUGUCAGAUUAACGGGGGUCAUAUUAACGAGGGUUCACUGUAUACUCUUGACGCGUACGCGAGGGGGUACACGCGUGUAUUUAGGAGCUUUUGCCACUACGCCACAUACAUAUCCGCCCAUUUAUUGCGUUUCAUUGCUGAGAUAGUCGUGCAUCGAGGUCUGUGUAGGUCCGUGGAAUGUAAGUAUACCUCAUUGGUCAAAUAGAAAAGCGUCAAGGAUGGAACUGUGCUUUUCACUCCAGCUUUUCUUUCAGUACUCGUCGACGUCCAGUCACCUGUUGGCUGGGGUGCCGUUGUCAUACUGAGCAGCAUGUCUACCGACACGUAGCUACUGGGAAUCGCGCGGCCUGGGCCGACUUCGUAAGCCACUGUGCCGACGAUUGCACAAACGGAUUCCAUAACCACCACCUACCAGACUUGGGAGACUCUGUACCUCUACCUUGGGGCACAUCCUGUACUCAUUGGGCCAGUGCAAAUAAUUUGUGUAUGCUGAAAAUA
This is a messenger RNA of Ornithodoros turicata, 1001 nucleotides long. RefSeq lists its product as uncharacterized. The transcript is spliced from 6 exons. Bases 67 to 393 code for a protein of 108 amino acids. Lineage: Eukaryota; Metazoa; Arthropoda; Arachnida; Ixodida; Argasidae. The record is from RefSeq and is a predicted model, not a curated record.